Molecule: messenger RNA, 1467 nt
Organism: Phanerochaete carnosa HHB-10118-sp
Lineage: Eukaryota; Fungi; Basidiomycota; Agaricomycetes; Polyporales; Phanerochaetaceae
Exons: 5
Source: RefSeq, a predicted model, not a curated record
UUUGCCACGCUUCCCUGGUUUUGAUGGUUGCUUCACAGCCAUCAUAUCCAGUUAAUGAGCUUGGCCGCCCUUCGUUUGUCGCCUUCCAUGGUCGUCGUUGCAUGUUGCUUAUCACCCGGAUGCAUUCAACGGCCUCGACAUGGACUACUACUCUCCACUAGAAAAGAGUUCGUAUGCGACAGAAAACCCUCGAACCCUACCGUUAGGGGACGACACACCACCGGGGCGAGGGGCACAGACUCCCCAAAAGGCCGGGUGGUCAGUGUACCACGUGCAUGCGUUGGUAUGCAUUGCAUUACAUCUCUUCCUCAUUCUUGUACAUAUCGCUCUCCUGGUCGUUUGCUUGGGACACUAUGAGCGGGCCAUCUCAUUCGCCCUCACUCCGUUCACGCUCGAAUGGUAUUCACUGGCGGCGACAACCCUGGUACAAGUAUUCGGGACAAUAUUUCUUGCCAUAUUGGUCUCGUUGACGCAGUCCCUAGCGUUCCGAAGUGAUCUCUAUGUUCGCCAGACGCUGACUGCUUUACACGACAAGAGCGGUGCCUGGCUUGGGCUCGGCGCAGCGUUCACGUCGCUGUGGGCACAGUUCAAGCUUCGCGCAGCCAUAGCUGGUGUCAUGUACAUCACCGCCUAUUUGUUCGGCGUCUGGCUGCUCCAUAUUACUAUACCAACUGUUCUGAACGUGGUACCCUAUAACGCAACAGUCUCGACAGUGCAUCACACGGUCCUUGCAAAUGCGACUUUUGGCACCGAUUCUGUUUCCGCGUACGACAUUCUCUUGGUCUAUGACCAGCCCGAGGUGCCUACACUGGGACUCCAAGACAACAUGGUUUACGAUGUUAUCCCCCAAGUGUCUUUCGCGAGCGGGAGUGCCAUGGUCAAUGCGUCCGUGUACAGCGUCGAUUGUGCCGCCUUACCAUCUGCCGAUCCAAUGCUCACAGGUUCCAGGGGCGUCGACCUGCGUGGACAGCCGAACAUGACGUGGCUGAGCUUCAGUAUCGACGACACGUACGAACAGGGCGUGAACUUCUCAGCAAGUCUUCCUUACAGCGCCUCGGCGAUCUACACCGGGCAAGUGAUAAACACAGACCUGGACUGCAGCAUGCAGCUAUUGCCCGCUGCGUAUUCCCGAAGCACAUGCUGGGCACCCAUCGUCAUGCUGUCCACCGUAGCCAUUCUGGACUCCGCAGGACACGAAGCACCCGUGCCGGGCGGGCCCUGGAAGCCCAUUGAUCCACAGGUCAUUGUCCCUGUGCCUUAUGCGGAUCCUGCUGAAAUGAUCACGGCAGUACAGCUGCUGGCUUGCAACGUAGGAAUCACGAAUGUCAAAGUUGAAGUGUCAGUCGACACGCGUACGCCAGGAGCUACCACGCAGGGGCCGCAGACCGACAGCACCUUGUGGAAAAACUGGACGCGGCCGACCGACCAGGAGCUGACAGCGCAGCUUCGCAUUGUAUGUUUCUAUUU